AUGGAACGGCCCAACUCACGACUGCACUGUCAUCCGGAAACACAUACCUACAAAUGCACAGUGCAACCAUAUUUUCCCCUACAUACACAUGCAACUACGGUUUAUGGCAAUGUAACAAAACAUCGGCCGAGUCUGGGAACAUUGCAAGCAGGUGAUACUCUUCAUGCAAGGCGAUUUCUCAGCGAUAAGCGACGGAGUUACCGGAAUCGAAGUCUUGGUCCAACAAUUGCAUCUGCUCCGUCUGUGGAGCAAGAAGACUACCGAACACCCAGGCCUUCAUUUGAUAGCAACGGUUAUGUCGGAAAGAGUUUUGACUUUAGCAGUGCACAACAUGGGCUUACUGCAAGUGAAUCAAAUGCUCUCGUGAAGGUGUCAGCUGACUUUCUUAGGUUAAACGGAAGCCGUCAACAGUUCAAAAACCUUCUAUCAGCUCGAAAAAAGCUGGGAUCCCUUCCGCCUGCUUACACAAGAAUUGACUAUAGCAGGGAGUCGUUGGACUCGCAUUCUGCGCGAGGGAUUCCUAAUCACCAUGGGCCGGUGAUAACAGUGGAGGAUACAGGAUCUCAACUUAGGAUUAACAAUAUCAAGCCCAGUGUGAAUCAACACCUCCUCGAAUCGUCAUGUUCGUUUGAAAAAACAAUGGUGACACAAUGCGAAAGCAAUGGGUCAGUGACGUCACACAAUACGAGUUCUGCAUUUCAAAGAAACAACAGCAGAUAUGGAGUUCCAAUUGACAGUACUGCUGUCAAACAAGUUUAUCGGGUACGAUCGGAACGUCUGACGAAUCGAGUUCGAAUAACGGAUAGGUCACUUUAUCUUGCACUGUUCGGUGUGAUCCUUAUGCUGGUAGAGUCUGAAAUAACCGCGGAAAAAUUUUACGGCGUUUCAAAAACUCAUUGGAUUUCGCAAUCCCUUAGAGUGGGAGUCACGUGCUCAACAAUUGCAUUGCUCUACCAUAUCAUUCUCUACCAUCUCAACGAUAUUGUGCUUGAGUUAGUGGACUGUGGCGCUGAUGAUUGGAGAGUAGUGGUAACGACAGAGCGAGUGAUCCAAUUUUGCAUCGAGUUCAUUUGCUGUGGAAUUUGCCCACUGCCAGGAAGCGGAGAAAUGAAGUGGACUUUCAUUGAGCCCUCUCUUCACAAAGACGGCCCAUCAGAAGAACGAACUGUACAAACAAGGAACGUUGACGUGCCCGUUGAUGUUAUUUUGUCAUGUUUCAUGCUUUGCCGCUCUUAUUUAUUCGCGAGGUUCAUGGUUCUACAUAGUAAACAAUUCCAGGAUGCAUCGACAAGAACACUGGCUGCCCUGAAUCGAAUUCAAGUCAACUUCUCUUUUGUUAUAAAAACAUCACUCGACCAGCAACCAGUACUAUUCCUCACCACGUUUACUUUCAUUUUUUGGAUAAUAAUGUCUUGGAUGUUCGUACAAUGUGAACGUUACGGGUUUUCCGGGAAGAACCCGCAAUCAAUUUUGUACUCGAAUUCUCUGUGGUUCAUUGCUAUCACCUUCAUGUUAAAUGGUUAUGGAGAUAUUGUGCCACAGACAAAUGCGGGGAGAUUUAUUGCAAUCUUUGUUGGAGUUGUGGGAGCCGUAAUUUCUUCGAUCUUAAUUGCGGUUAUAUCCAGGAACAUUCUUCUUUCUCAAGGACAAAGAAACGUGAAUAACUUUAUGUACGACAGCAAAUUAGCCAGAGAGCACAAGGAAGCAGCCGCGCGAGUUCUACAACACACAUGGCACAUUCAUAAAUGUCUACAAGGGAGUGACGGUGGAAAUCGACGGCUGCGAACUUAUCAGAGGAAGUUUCUGAAAGCAAUUCACAAAUUCCGUUCUGUAAAAAGUGAGAUGCGAGAAUUUUCCGAGAACAACAGUCAAAACAACCCUCAAAUGACCCGGCUUGUAACUGAUAUGCACACUUCAAUGCAAAGAUUGCUGAAUGUGCAAGAUGAAAUGAGGAUGCAAAUUGAGGUAUUACAACAAAGUGUACGAAAUCACUACAUGCAUUCAACCCCAAAUGUUCCACAUCUUCAAGGUCUAACUUCUUCUCCGGUACCAUCUGAUCGUUACGACAAUCGGUUCUAAAGCAGUGUCUUUUUUGUGUUUUUUUUCUCACAAGUACUAUUAUUUUUCCUUCUAAUCCGACAAUCGAUCACAGUUCUCAUCUCAAGUUGUGUAUUUAUUUUUCUAACGACAACCCCCGAUUACAACAAAAAAUUUCGUGUAUUUGAAUUUUAUUGACAAUUGAAUUUCAAAAAAAUUAUAUAAAUAAAUAUUCAAUAA
Caenorhabditis elegans is the source of this 2277-nucleotide messenger RNA. RefSeq names its product Small conductance calcium-activated potassium channel-like protein 3 (gene kcnl-3). The transcript is spliced from 15 exons. Gene Ontology annotation, molecular function: calcium-activated potassium channel activity; calmodulin binding; small conductance calcium-activated potassium channel activity. Bases 1 to 2079 code for a protein of 692 amino acids. Lineage: Eukaryota; Metazoa; Nematoda; Chromadorea; Rhabditida; Rhabditidae. Gene Ontology annotation, biological process: potassium ion transport. The record is from RefSeq and is marked reviewed. Gene Ontology annotation, cellular component: membrane.